This is a messenger RNA of Nematolebias whitei (Rio pearlfish), 1005 nucleotides long. RefSeq names its product CMP-N-acetylneuraminate-beta-galactosamide-alpha-2,3-sialyltransferase 1-like. The transcript is spliced from 6 exons. The coding region runs from base 1 to 1005 and encodes 334 amino acids. Gene Ontology annotation, molecular function: beta-galactoside (CMP) alpha-2,3-sialyltransferase activity. The record is from RefSeq and is a predicted model, not a curated record. NCBI's taxonomy places the organism in Eukaryota, Metazoa, Chordata, Actinopteri, Cyprinodontiformes, Rivulidae.
AUGUCUCUAGUCAAACGAAGAAAAGUCAGGAACUUUGCACUCCUGUUUUGUGGCGUUACCUUUACAAUGCUCUUGUUUAGUUACACUUUCAGGGACCCAUCGCUCUAUAUCUUCAAGCACGCGUUUCAGCUUUCAGACAGCUUUUUCUCCAAAGGGUUGUGUGCCUGUCGGCAGUGCAUAGCAGAGCAAGAAGGGGACCCGUGGUUUGCUGAACGCUUCAAUCAGUCCAUCCACCCUCUGAUGACCAAAGAGAACAGCGUCCUCUCUGAAGAGACCUUUAGGUGGUGGCAGUGGUUACAGGCAGAGAGGCAGCCGGCCAAUUUCAGUGAAGUUGUAGAGGAGCUGUUCAAAGUCAUCCCUGAUGAGGUGCUUUAUGCCGACGCUGGCCCUGACCGCUGCAGAACCUGCGCCGUGGUGGGGAACUCUGGGAACCUGAAGGGUUCACAUUAUGGGGGACUCAUUGACUCCAGUGAUUUCAUUAUCAGGAUGAACCAGGCUCCUCGAAGUGGCUUUGAGGAAGAUGUAGGAAUGAAAACAACUCAUCAUCUCAUGUACCCAGAAAGUGCCAUAGACCUGGACAAUGCCACUAGUCUGGUGCUAAUCCCUUUCAAGACUCUGGACCUGCAGUGGAUUAUUAGUGCUCUGACCACAGGCACUAUUAAACAGACAUAUUUACCUGUUAUGUCUACAGUAAAGGCAAACAAAAAUAAGGUGUUGAUUUACAAUCCAACAUUUUUAAAAUACGUCUAUGAAUCUUGGCUUGAAGGUCAUGGACGGUAUCCUUCAACCGGCUUCCUCAGCUUGCUUUUUGCUGUCCAUUUAUGUGAUGAGGUCAACGUGUUUGGAUUUGGUGCAGACCAGUACGGGAACUGGCAUCACUACUGGGAGGAAAACCAUUUGGCUGGAGCUUUCCGACACACGGGAGUCCAUGACGGAGAUUACGAAUACAAUGUCACCUUGCUGCUGGCAGACAAGCAUAAAAUCCAUAUGUUUAAAGGGAGAUGA